Messenger RNA from Pteropus alecto (black flying fox), 633 nucleotides. Its product is annotated as LIM zinc-binding domain-containing Nebulette. The transcript is spliced from 5 exons. The record is from RefSeq and is a predicted model, not a curated record. Bases 57 to 479 code for a protein of 140 amino acids. Lineage: Eukaryota; Metazoa; Chordata; Mammalia; Chiroptera; Pteropodidae. Gene Ontology annotation, cellular component: focal adhesion. Gene Ontology annotation, molecular function: actin filament binding.
GCUCUUCGGAGCCCCCAGCCGCUACCGCCUCGCCGCCACCCACGGGAACCGCCACAAUGAACCCCCAGUGCGCACGCUGCGGAAAAGUCGUGUAUCCCACCGAGAAAGUCAACUGCCUGGAUAAGUAUUGGCAUAAAGGAUGUUUCCAUUGUGAAGUCUGCAAGAUGGCUCUGAACAUGAACAACUAUAAAGGCUAUGAAAAGAAGCCCUAUUGUAAUGCACACUACCCAAAGCAGUCCUUCACGACGGUGGCAGAUACACCUGAGAAUCUUCGCCUGAAGCAGCAAAGCGAAUUGCAGAGUCAGGUCAAGUACAAAAGAGAUUUCGAAGAAAGCAAAGGAAGGGCCUUCAGCGUCGUUACAGACACUCCUGAGUUACAGAGGCUGAAGAGGACUCAGGAACAAAUCAGUAACAAAAAGUGGUUCGAUAUUAGAUAUCCAAGAGGAAAUAUGAAUGAAAAUCAACAACUGUGUAUAUGAUAUAAAAGUGUGCACACAUAUGCAGGAUUCAUACUGUAUAUCUAGAUGUUAUAAGUGAUAUAGCCUUAAUUUCCAGGGAAUGUUUAAUUAGUAGAUGGUUUUAAACUCGCUAAUACUUGGCCAUCAUCAUAUAUAGAGUGACAAUUUGCAGAUA